Molecule: messenger RNA, 2225 nt
Organism: Tuber melanosporum (Perigord truffle)
Lineage: Eukaryota; Fungi; Ascomycota; Pezizomycetes; Pezizales; Tuberaceae
Exons: 3
Coding region: 1-2022 (673 amino acids)
Cellular component (GO): membrane
Source: RefSeq, a predicted model, not a curated record
AUGAUGGCUCUCACUUCGGAGGUAUUUUCGGGGCUUUGCUUGAUAGCACUGGCCGGCAUUGUUUUGCUGUUGCAGCGACAUUAUCUCCCGUUAAGAACUACUCCAGAGUAUCUGAUCGUUGCUACAUUCUUUCCUCUAUUGAUCUCGUGCUCUAUUGUGAUCUUGGUACCCAUAGAUCUUGCUUCUUCGUCAGCAGGGGAUGACGGCUCUCGAGGUAUUGUAUUGCAUGAACGAGUUCUCCUGGUCUCCUGGCGAGUUGCGUACUGGCUAUGCUUCGUUUUGACAUGGGCUGUCCUUCCAAUGCUUCAGUCAUACAGCAGUUCCGGCCAUCGUUCCCCUCGUAAUCGGUUAUUAGAAGCGCUUCGCGAAAAUGCUCGAUAUCAACUGAUGGUUUUGUCUGUUGGACUUGUCGGGCUUGUCUACGUUUUUAUCACCUCCGGUGUGCAUCUCUACUCGCUCAAAAGCCUCGUUAUGGCAUUGUCAUACUUUUAUGCCUUGUCUAUCGCUAUCUUCCUUAUGGGUCAUGGUCUCGUUGCUGUACCACGCGGAAUAAUGCGGAAUGCCAGUAUUUCUGGAAAAUUGAGGAGAAUACAGAUGCAUGCACCCAGAGCUUACGAUAAACUAUUGGAUGCAACAAACAACCUAGAAGAUGUCGAAGUGGAAAUUAGGGAAGUGAUGAAGCGGAAGAAUGGAUCUGCGAGAGAGUUUCAAGAUUGGAUUGGGGAGCUUGGCGAUAUGCUCCAACUUCCGGAGUCGGCGAUCCCCGUACGGUCACGGGCUGGGGCACCCCCGGUGAUCACCGAACAGUAUCUGGCAUCUCUUACACGGCGGUUCAAAAUCGCGACUCAUAAGAAGGCCAGAUUCAACUCUGAAUGGCAGGCGCUAGUGCAGUCUGCGGCGGACGCACAAGCGGUUUUAGAUUCGUCGAGAACCAAACGAUUGAAGUUUACAAACCAUUUUUCUGGCCCAUCGAUUUUUGAAAAGAUGCCCUUUUUGAACGCUUAUACUCGCCAUGUUCUUUACUAUUACGUUUUACCUUACUUCUACCGAGUCAUCGCCGCCUUCCUGGCACUUGCCUCUAGCUGCAUAGUCUGGUCAGAAUUGGUUCACGGAUUUACCACAAAACUCUCGUUGGUUAGUUACACCGUCAUCCACCAUCCAUCUUCAACAGGCGGUCGGAUCGGUUUCGCUGGCCAAGCGAUUGCAGCGGCAUGGAUAGCGUAUAUGUGCGCGUGUGCCUAUUCAUCCUUGACGACAGUUAAAGUCUGGGGAACCCACGCACUUGUCAAAAGGAUGACCUCAGGAAGCUCAGCAUGCUUUUAUGCUUCGUAUGCAGCACGACUAACUGUUCCAUUGGCCUAUAAUUUUACGGGAUUGCUUGAUAAGGAUGUUCUCGGAGAUGAGACUGUUUUCUACAAGUUUCUCGGAAAGCUUAUCAACCUUACCCCUCUUGGGGAAGGCUUCGAUGGAUACUUCCCUGUGCUGAUAUUGCUCCCUGUUGCGGCGACGGGGUUCGGCUUUUACGGGUGGGUCAAGGGCAUGUUCGGAAUUUCUGGGGACGUGAUGGAAGACGAGGAUGAGGACGAGGAUAUUGGUACUGGAGGAUGGAGAGAAGGCAGUGAUUUAAUCGAACGCGAACUCCUCGGUGCUUCUGGUAGCUCAACCGGCAUAAGGAAUCUUCUCCCAGCAGCUCGAGUCCGGUCCCCUGUCGUUGGUGCCGGAGCCUCAAGGACUUCUAGAGAGCAGCCUAGAUUAGGCCGCACGGGCCCUAUUCAUCUAACAGAUAGCGACGAGGCGGAUGCUGCUCCACAAGAAGGUUUCCUAGGAGGCUUCUUCCAUAGGGUCAAAAACACCCUUGACACAGUCGAGACCCCCGGGUGGAUUGAAGGUUUGAAGGAAAAUGUCAAGAAGCCAAAGUGGAUGUCCGGGGAGGGCGGCAGUAGUAGCGGUGCACCAAGGCCCAGAUGGCCGCGAUUCGGAGAUGGUGACGACGAAUCUGGUGGGCUACUAGGGAGGCGAUAGUGGGAUGCUUUCUUUCUUGUUCUCUGAUUGUUAGUUUCGUUGGUUGGGCGUUUUUCUAAUUUGUGGAUAGAAAAUUUGGAGGGUGGGCCAGGGUGCUUCCUUGUUUUUCUCCGUGUUUCGCUUUUCCAUUGUUGUUUCGAAUAGGUUAGAAGUUUGUGAAAUUAAUUAAUAUCUGUUAGAGAGGUAGUAUUGAUUAUGGAUAA